Messenger RNA from Alosa sapidissima (American shad), 2842 nucleotides. RefSeq names its product calpain 9 (gene capn9). The record is from RefSeq and is a predicted model, not a curated record. The coding region runs from base 159 to 2222 and encodes 687 amino acids. Gene Ontology annotation, biological process: proteolysis. The transcript has 20 exons. Gene Ontology annotation, cellular component: cytoplasm. Gene Ontology annotation, molecular function: calcium ion binding; calcium-dependent cysteine-type endopeptidase activity. Lineage: Eukaryota; Metazoa; Chordata; Actinopteri; Clupeiformes; Clupeidae.
GUGUGUGUGUGUGUGUGUGUGUGAGUGAGACACACACCCAUCUCUGGACUUCAUAGUAGAGUGUUUGACGUGGCCUCUGCCUGUCUAGCACUCUCAUUCAUUGCGAGUAGUGGUUUUUCUCCAGUCACUCUCUUCUGCCCUUCUGCUGGUUCUAAAAGAUGCCUUCCAGUUCCACGCUCAGGAGUUCCGGCACGGCCCACAAGGCUGAGAACACGCAGGUGGACGGGCGCUCCUUUGAGGAGAUCCGUCAGGACUGCCUGCGAAGGAAAGUUCUGUUUGAGGACCCAGAUUUCCCGGCGGUGGACUCCUCACUCUUCUACAGCCAGAGCGUGCCCAUCAAUUUUGAAUGGAAGAGGCCAAAGGAGCUCUGUAAGAACCCCAAAUUCAUCCUCGAUGGAGCGAGCAGAACAGAUAUAUGCCAAGGACAGCUGGGGGACUGCUGGCUCCUGGCAGCCAUCGCCUCACUGACCCUCUGUGAGGAAACCUUGGCCAGAGUCGUGCCCCAUGAUCAGGACUUUGACCACGGAUAUGCCGGAAUCUUCCACUUCCAGUUCUGGAAGCACAACAGGUGGCUAGACGUGGUGGUGGAUGACCGUCUCCCUGCCGUGAGGAACAGCCUGGUGUUCGUCCACUCCGCCGACAACAACGAGUUCUGGAGUGCCCUGCUGGAGAAGGCCUACGCCAAGAUGCAUGGCAGCUACGAGUCUCUGAAGGGGGGCAGCACCAUGGAGGCCAUGGAGGACUUCACCGGCGGCGUGGGUGAGAAUUACGACACCAAGAAGGCCCCGGACGACCUCUUCCUCAUCCUCAAGAAGGCCCUGGACAGAGGCUCCAUGCUGGGCUGCUCUAUCGACAUCAGCAGCUCUGCGGAGUCAGAAGCCCGCACCUCCACUGGCCUGGUCAAGGGACACGCCUACUCCAUCACUGGAGUGGAAGAGGUGAACUGCGGUGGGCGUAAGGUUCACUUGAUUCGGGUGAGGAAUCCGUGGGGGCAAGUGGAAUGGAAUGGCCGCUGGAGUGACAAUUCCAAGGAGUGGAAUAUGAUUGACAGAUCGGAAAAAGACCGUAUUCUGAGGUACUCCGGGGAUGAUGGCGAGUUCUGGAUGGAGUUUGAUGACUUCAAGGCCAACUAUGAUAAGGUUGAGAUCUGCAACCUGACCCCCGACUCGCUGACGGAAAACGUGACGAGGAAAUGGGAGGUGAACUUGUUCGAGGGCAACUGGAUCAGAGGCUCCACCGCUGGAGGCUGCAGGAACUUCAUAGACACGUUCUGGACGAACCCACAGUUCAGGCUGACCCUAGAGGACGCAGACGACGAGGACGACCAGUGCACCGUCAUCGUGGCCCUGAUGCAGAAGAACCGCCGCCAGCUCAGGAAGGAGGGGCUGGACCUGGAGACCAUCGGCUUCGCCAUAUAUGAGGCCCCUAAUGAUGACGACCACCUGGGGAAGGACUUCUUCCGCUACCACCCGUCCAAGGCGCGCAGCCGCACCUACAUCAACAUGCGCGAGGUGUCGGAGCGCUUCACACUCCCCCCGGGCAAAUACGUGCUGGUGCCCACCACCUUCCAGCCGCACCACGAGGCCGACUUCAUGCUGCGCAUCUUCUCCGAGAAGCAGGCCAAGACCAUAGAAAUGGGAAACAAUAUUGACGCUGACUUGCCAGACCCUCCCAUGCCUAGUUCCCCAGAGGAGGAGACGGAUGAGGAGAAGGGCCUGAGGAGGCUCUUUGAGAAGAUCGCCGGCACAGACCAGGCCAUCAGUGCUAGAGAACUCCAACAGGUCCUGAAUGGUGUUCUGAGUAGACGGAGAGAGAUCAAGUAUGAUGGCCUCAGUCUCAACACCUGCCACAGCAUCAUCAACCUGAUGGAUGUGGACAAUACGGGUACACUUGAAUUUCAGGAGUUUAAAAUCUUCUGGGAUAAACUAAAGAAAUGGAUUAUGUUGUUCCUCUCCUUUGACACGGAUCGCUCUGGCCGCAUGUCUUCAUACGAGCUCCGCAUUGCUCUGAAUGCUGCAGGUAUGCAGCUGAAUAAUAAACUGCUCCAGCUGAUAGGUCUGCGCUUUGCCGACGACAACUACGACAUCGACUUUGAUGAUUACCUCACUUGCAUCGUGCGUCUAGAGAACAUGUUCAGAGUCUUCCAGGCAUUGGACAGGCUCAAGACAGGGGAAGUCACUAUGAACAUGACACAGUUCCUUUUAUUAUCCAUGAACGUCUGAAGGACACAGCAGGAACAGAAAAAAGACAACUAACAAAAAUUCCCACCAAGGCCAUGGAAGGAAACAUUGUUUGACUAGGCAAGCUGGCCAUGUUUGACUAUAGGCCAGCUACCAGCCAAUAGUUUGCAGAAUCAGAAUCAUAAUGUCCUGCACUGUUAUUGUUUUGUCACUUAUAAUUCUGUGUUCCACACUGUAUUGACUUUUUUUCUUAGAAAUACUUAUUUAGUCUACAAUCUUUUAUCCUUGUUAUUGCUUGUAUAGUAAACAACUAAUAGAAAGAAAGAGAGUUACAUUGAUGUAAUAGUCGUUGAAUUGAAUUUAUUCUGAAUGCAACUUUCCUUUUUCUUUUCCAAAAGAGCAUAUGAGAUUACACCUUUUUUGUAGUUACAGCAUCGAGGUUUGUUUUGUUAAAGGACAAUUCAGGUUUACACUUUGCAAAGCCCUUCAAUAAAUCGUCAUAAAUGUAUGAUCACAGUAUUUUAACACGGGACACAACACUCACAAGACACGAAGACUCCAAACCUUAAGAGAUGUUUGUGAACUAUGAGCGUCUUUCUGACUGCUGUGAAAAUUAUAUGGGUGAUGUUUGGGGCAACUUUUAAAUAAAGGCUGAAAACAGA